AUUACCUGCUCGGUUGUCGUUUGUAGAAAGCUCGCCUACCUCACCUCAAUUUCAACCAAGUCUUGGACUUAACUCCCAUCGUUUCUCCGAUUAUUAUCUUGAUGGCGGAUCACCUGACUUUAUGUGUUGACCAACUUGUUCCACCCGAGUCCCUGCAAUCACCACAAAAAGUUGAUGCUCGUGAAUCUACUUCAUCCAGUUUCCCGAUUGAUAUAGAUGAAGAGGGAGACAACAGUGCUGGUGGUGAAGAAGAACCACUUAUUCAGACUGUUGAAUGUCGAAUCUGUCAGGAGGAGGAUAGCAUCAAUAACCUGGAGGUUCCAUGUUCUUGUAAUGGCAGUGUAAAGUUUGCUCAUAGGAAAUGUGUUCAACGUUGGUGCAAUGAAAAGGGAGAUAUUACCUGUGAAAUAUGUAAUCAGCCGUAUCAAUCUGGCUAUACUGCUCCCUCUCCUCGUGCUGAAGACACCACCAUUGAUAUCAGUGGGGCUUGGACAAUUGCUGGUAGCCCAUUAGAUUUGCACGAUCCUCGACUGCUGGCCAUGGCAGCAGCAGAACGCCAACUUUUAGAAGCUGAAUAUGAUCAAUAUAAUAAUUCAGAUGCCAAUGGAGCUGCAUUUUGCCGCGUUGCUGCUCUUAUUCUGAUGGCUCUUCUUUUAUUGAGACAUGCUCUGACCAUGGGAGAUAGUGAUAGUGAUGACGAUGAUGCUUCCACCUUUUUUGCUCUCUUCUUGCUUAGGGCUGCUGGUUUUCUUAUCCCCUGUUACAUCAUGGCCUGGGCUAUAAGUGUAUUACAGCGACGAAGGCAGAGACAGACUGAAGGCCGAAAUCACCUUGUACAUUCAUCACGGAAGUGAGAUCGUGCAAGAGCGUGGCAUCAAAUACUACAAUAGAGGAAGCAGCAGCACUGGCAGCAGCAAGUGAUUUGGCAUUUUUGGUGCAGACGGGGCGGCAUAGGGGUUUGCAAGUAACUAUAGCAGCUGGAGCUCCAAUUACACCAGCACCUGCUUCAACGCCAGGACCUGCUCUUAACCCCCAUCAGGAGCCAAUUCAAUAACACACUGUUCUAGGGUGCCUGCUGUUGGGCUGGGGUUUAUAUGUAAUAACCAAUCCAACUCAUUUAGUUCAGGUUUAUAAUAUUUUAACCCGUCACAAAGAAGAAUUAUUUAUUAACCCAACCUUCGUAUCUAUAGUUUGGGUUGGGUGGGGGUCGGGUUGGGUUGAUACAGAAUAAAAAGAGCAAAAGUAUAAAUUGAACUUAGUCGUGUAUGUUCUUUUCAAAAUUAUUCGGUUCUUCCCUCAAGUUACGGUUUUCAAUUGUAUGCUCUUUCUUUCACUGUAUUAUGGAUUAUAUGUUACGUCUAUUUGCAUGUUGUAUAUCGUUUUAACUGGUUGGAUUUCUUUUGUUUGUUUGUUGAAUUUAGUGUGUAGAGAGAUUAUGGUUGGAGUUGGAUUCUUAUUAUACUAAAUCUUGUAAUUGAUCUUUAAAAUAACUGAUAUAAUGAUGUUUUAGUAUGUGUAAA
Messenger RNA from Daucus carota subsp. sativus, 1520 nucleotides. RefSeq lists its product as uncharacterized. The transcript is spliced from 9 exons. Gene Ontology annotation, cellular component: membrane. Bases 102 to 854 code for a protein of 250 amino acids. NCBI's taxonomy places the organism in Eukaryota, Viridiplantae, Streptophyta, Magnoliopsida, Apiales, Apiaceae. Gene Ontology annotation, biological process: protein ubiquitination. The record is from RefSeq and is a predicted model, not a curated record. Gene Ontology annotation, molecular function: zinc ion binding; ubiquitin-protein transferase activity.